Sphaeramia orbicularis (orbiculate cardinalfish) is the source of this 617-nucleotide messenger RNA. RefSeq names its product single-pass membrane protein with aspartate-rich tail 1b (gene smdt1b). Gene Ontology annotation, biological process: mitochondrial calcium ion homeostasis; calcium import into the mitochondrion. Gene Ontology annotation, cellular component: uniplex complex. NCBI's taxonomy places the organism in Eukaryota, Metazoa, Chordata, Actinopteri, Kurtiformes, Apogonidae. Bases 39 to 338 code for a protein of 99 amino acids. The record is from RefSeq and is a predicted model, not a curated record. The transcript is spliced from 3 exons.
ACACGUCCCACCCUGUCAGUCACACAACACACGGAAAAAUGGCGGCGAAUAUACUGCGGCUCUCGCUGCGACUUUCUACCAAAAAUACGGGGAUAGUGACCCGUAACACAGGCCUGAAAUCAUCAAACAUAUCCAGGACGACUCAAAGUAGAACCGCGGUGUCAACCUCAUCGGGUGCAAUCUUACCGAAACCGGAUAAAACACCGUUUGGUCUUAUCCGCAUGACUGCUGUGGUGGUGCCUUUCCUGUAUGUCGGAACCCUGAUUAGCAAGAACUUUGCAGCUCUCUUGGAAGAGCAUGACAUCUUUGUUCCCGAGGAUGAUGAUGAUGACGACUGAGAUAAGUUAUAAAAAAAAAAGGGUGCUUUGCAAUAUCAACUGAGAGCAUACCAGCCAGGACAAGGAAGAUGGGAAGAUGGAGCACUUUGACUUCCAAAUACAUCCCUCUACCUCCAUCCAUCUCCUUAUUCUUUCUGCUGUUUACCUUACUUUCAUUCAAAUAAUUUGAAAGAAAACCCCAUAUCGUGUGAAGCUAUCAAAACUACUACAUAUGCCUUCACUCUUGAUUGCAUGUUUGUGUCUGUCAAUUCAAUAAAGACAGUCGAUGCACAUUGAAAA